This is a messenger RNA of Medicago truncatula (barrel medic), 1951 nucleotides long. RefSeq names its product DEAD-box ATP-dependent RNA helicase 41. The coding region runs from base 149 to 1765 and encodes 538 amino acids. Gene Ontology annotation, molecular function: ATP binding; RNA helicase activity; nucleic acid binding. The record is from RefSeq and is a predicted model, not a curated record. NCBI's taxonomy places the organism in Eukaryota, Viridiplantae, Streptophyta, Magnoliopsida, Fabales, Fabaceae. The transcript is spliced from 2 exons.
UCAUAUGCAAACUUUGGAAAGAAAAAGAAACAAAAACAGAAACAUGUUUCAUUAAAAAUUGUACAUGUUCGUUCCUCUUCGUAUUUGAUUCAAAAUCAAAGAAUCACAUGCAUGCUUACGUCACUCUCCAUUUUCCAAAACCCUAAACAUGGUUGAUGAUUCUAACGAUGACCCAUCAAAGAUUCAAUCGCUUUCAACCAAUUCACCUAAUGAUGCAGGGAAUGAUGUCAAGGUGAGUUCUAAGGACCAGAGAGAUGCUCUUCCUGGGGAGCCCCAGUGUAUUGUAUGUGGCCGAUACGGUGAAUAUAUAUGUGAUGAAACUGAUGACGAUGUUUGUAGUUUGGAAUGUAAACAAUCGGUACUAUCUCGAAUUUCCAAAUCGUCGUCUAGUGUUGGAUGUCUUCCACCACCUAAAAAGCUACCUGCAGCCGAUGAGUGCAUUUAUGUUAGAGAUACUGAUAACAUAUCAGGAACGCCGUCUUUAGGAGGUGAUCAUGUUCAGGCUGAAUUGCUUCGGAAGAAACUCGACAUUCAUGUGAAGGGUGUUGUUUCGGCACCGGUUAUGUCAUUCGCUUCAUGUAACCUCCCUGACAAACUCCUGCAGAACAUAGAAGCAGCUGGUUAUGAGAUGCCUACGCCUGUUCAAAUGCAAGCCAUCCCUGCUGCUUUGGUCGGGAAGAACAUGCUUGUUUUGGCCGAUACAGGUUCAGGAAAGUCUGCUUCGUUUCUUAUUCCAAUAAUUUCUCGUUGUGCUAGUCAUCGUUUGAUGUAUGUUUCGGAUAACAAAAAGCCUCUAGCUAUGGUGUUAACACCUACUAGAGAGCUCAGUAUACAGGUUGAAGAGCACGCGAAAUUACUCGGGAAAGGGUUGCCGUUUAAAACCGCACUUGUGGUUGGUGGUGAUGCCAUGGCUAGACAACUUUACCGCAUUCAACAAGGAGUUGAAUUGAUUGUGGGAACACCAGGACGGCUUGUUGAUCUUUUAACGAAAAAUGAGAUUGAUUUAGAUGACGUGACGACUUUCGUUGUCGAUGAAGUGGACUGCAUGCUUCAAAGAGGUUUUCGAGAUCAGGUCUUACAGAUAUUCACGGCUUUGUCACAACCUCAGGUCUUAAUGUAUUCUGCAACAACGUCCGAUUCUUUAGAGAAGAUGGCAAACUCUAUGGCAAAAGAUACAGUGGUUAUAACUGUUGGCGAACCUAACAGACCAAACAAGGCGGUGAAGCAGCUAGCAAUUUGGGUCGAGUCGAAACAAAAGAAGCAGAAACUGUUUGAUAUUUUAAAAAGCCAGAAACAUUUUAAGCCACCUGUUGUAAUAUAUGUCGGCUCAAGACUCGGGGCAGAUCUCUUGGCAAACGCAAUUACAGUUUCAACAGGAGUUAAAGCUGUUUCAAUACACGGCGAGAAAUCUAUGACCGAAAGGAGAGAAAUAAUGCAGUCAUUUAUGGUUGGCGAGUUCCCGGUGGUUGUGGCUACCGGAGUUCUGGGUAGAGGGGUUGAUCUAUUAGGCGUAAGACAAGUUAUUGUAUUCGACAUGCCUAAUUCAAUUAAUGAAUAUGUACAUCAAAUAGGAAGGGCCUCUAGAAUGGGAGAGGAAGGUCAAGCCAUAGUUUUUGUGAAUGAUGAGAAUAAGAAUGUUUUUCCAGAGUUAGUUGAUGUAUUAAAGUCGGGUGCCGCCGCUAUACCUCGGGAGCUUAUCAAUUCACAGUAUACCACAAGGGUUUUCUCUGGAGGAAAGGGUUCAAAGAAAAGAAAACAUAGAUGAUGAAUUUCUGUUACUUGCUUACUCUAGACUUAAUUUUUUUUGCUAACUUAGAAAAUACAUGUAUAUUAUGACACCUUUGAAAGAUGAAGAUUUAUUCAUAUUUGUAGCACAAUAUCAAAUAUGUUUAACCUUGUAACUGUAAUCAAUUACAUAAAGUAUGAGAUUGAAGAAAAGUGUUAGAUUCUA